AUGUUAACUUGUUGUGAUUCUUCGAUAAGGGUAUGGGAAACGAAUUCUGCAGAGCAACCAAUACCUAUUACAACUCCAUUAAAAUACGUAAAUUCAAUUAAAUACCUCAAUGAGAACAGAAUCUUAGCUGCCGGUGGAAGAUCAUCCGUUAUAUACUUUACAGAUAUAUAUACUCGUAUACAACGCCAAUACGACUUCGAAGAAGGACAAAUUUCAUAUAUUACAUCUAAUGAAGACUCUUCUAUUAUAGUAGUUGGAUUUACAAGUGGUAAAAUAUCGCUUCUUCAGUAUCCAAACUUCAAAAUCUUAGGUUCUUAUAAGGUUCAUGAUUUCCCAAUUGUAACAAUCUCGUAUACAAACGAUUAUUCUGCGAUAAUUUCAGCAGAUGAUCAUGGACAUAUCUAUAUUAACAAGAAUGGACAAGUCCAACCAUUCUUUAAGAGCGGUGCUAGAAAUGGUGUAAUACAUAAUUUUACGUUAUCUCCAAAUGGUGAAAAUAUCGCAGUAUCAAGUGGAAAAAGCUUAAGGAUUUAUAGUUUAGAAACAGCAGAAAUGCUUCAAAUACAUGAUAUUGGUGCUGUUGCUACAGUUAACUUUUCUCCAGUUCAAGAAAACGUAAUCGUAAUGGGAACUAGCUUCGGAGAUGUUCAAAUUUACGAUUUGAAUCAAGGAGAAGUUGUUGUUGAGCAUCAAUCCAACAUACCAAUUACAACUACUGCACUUAAAUAUGAUGGUUAUACUUUUGCUGCAGGACAUUCAGGUGGCGUAUUACUUUUCGAUUUAAGAAAGACUACUACAUCAUUCAAAGAUAUGAAAACUGUUCCUUUAAUUACUCCAACACAGAUUACUUUCCAAUCUCAAGAUAUUUCUUAUCAAAUAUCAGUUGAAGGCUUAUCAGUUGUUCCUAAGCCAAAAGAACUGAAAAGUAUGAUGUCAAUUGAAGAAUCUAUUGACGAUGGAGAUUAUUCUGUUUCGAAAUUUACAUUUAAGAGGUCAAUCCAAGAGAUUAACGAUACUAAGUCUAGAAUGAGUGGAUUUAUCUCACCAAUGAAGAGUGGAAAUAACUCAACUUUGAACAGAUCUGAAAUUUCAACUAGAGGAACACCAACUAAGUCCAACCAUAAUAUUUCUCAGUCACGUAGCCCAAGGAAGAAUGUUUCCAUUGUUGCUCCUGAGAUUCCAUUCAAGAAAGAAGAAGAUAAUAAAACUGAAGUUGAAAUUUCCGAAAGAAUCCUUAGUCCAGAAAAGAACAAACAGACUCCAAAAAAGCAGGAGCAUUCAUCAAUUGCUCUUUCACCAAAGAAGGAAGAGAAAGUAGCAGAAAGAAGUCUUAAUUUAAGCACAGAUGAAUCUGAAGUAGUUCUCCCAGAUACAAUGCAUUCAGCAGGUCCUCUUGAUAUGUUCGACCUUGAAGAGGAAGUUGAUGAGAGAGUUAAGAAGAUUGAAGAUAUCACGCAAGUCAAAAAGGAUGCGCACCCUUAUGUAGUUAAUAAUUAA
This is a messenger RNA of Trichomonas vaginalis G3, 1497 nucleotides long. Its product is annotated as WD40 repeat-like family. NCBI's taxonomy places the organism in Eukaryota, Parabasalia, Trichomonadida, Trichomonadidae. Gene Ontology annotation, cellular component: Cdc73/Paf1 complex. Bases 1 to 1497 code for a protein of 498 amino acids. The transcript has a single exon. Gene Ontology annotation, molecular function: protein binding. The record is from RefSeq and is a predicted model, not a curated record.